This is a messenger RNA of Mucor mucedo, 480 nucleotides long. Its product is annotated as prosome, macropain 26S subunit, non-ATPase, 10, isoform CRA_c. The coding region runs from base 85 to 399 and encodes 104 amino acids. Gene Ontology annotation, molecular function: protein binding. NCBI's taxonomy places the organism in Eukaryota, Fungi, Mucoromycota, Mucoromycetes, Mucorales, Mucoraceae. The record is from RefSeq and is a predicted model, not a curated record. Gene Ontology annotation, cellular component: cytoplasm. The transcript is spliced from 3 exons.
AAAUUUUUUUUUUUUUUUUUUUUUCAAGAAAAAAAAAAAAAUUUCGUGAUUAGGACAUUUUUUUUUUCUGUUAAUUCCUUUACCAUGUUGACAGUCUACCAAGCCGCGUAUGAAGAUAAACUGUUUAUAGUCAAGCAAAUGGUGGAGAAAGACCCUAGCCUGGUACAAAGUGUAGACGAGGAUGGACGUACUGCGCUUCAUUGGGCGGCUUCAGGAGGUCAUGCAUCGAUUGUAGAAUAUUUGAUGAAUAAGGGAGCUAUUGUGAAUAAUCCAGAUAAAGAUGCGGGAUGGACACCAUUGAUGAUUGCUGUGGCGGCAGGUCAUGAAGAUGUGGUCAAGUUACUCUUACCUCAAUCAGACGUGAAUCAUCAAAAUGAAUCCAACCACACUGCCUUGUAAGUCCUAUUAAGUGUAGAACAUUUGAGUUACAGAAACUGAUGAAUGAAAAAAAAAAAAGACAUUAUGCAGCUUCCAAAAAUA